Paramuricea clavata is the source of this 234-nucleotide messenger RNA. Lineage: Eukaryota; Metazoa; Cnidaria; Anthozoa; Malacalcyonacea; Plexauridae. The record is from the annotation of a GenBank genome assembly.
AUGUGGAAAACAAUUAAUAAAUUAACAAAUAAAAAAUCUAAGACAACUACGAUCACCAAGCUUAACAUAUCAAAUGAUGUUACUGAAGAUCCAAGUAAGAUAUUACACACUUUUAAUACCUAUUUCAAGACAACUGGAGAAAAUUUAGCUAACGAAAUACCAGAUACUACCGAUGCACCUGAAUCAUAUGUUACUCCUAGUAAUUCAACUUUUCAAAUGCAAAAUGUGUCUGAG